Molecule: messenger RNA, 327 nt
Organism: Penaeus chinensis
Lineage: Eukaryota; Metazoa; Arthropoda; Malacostraca; Decapoda; Penaeidae
Product: putative neural-cadherin 2
Exons: 4
Coding region: 1-327 (108 amino acids)
Biological process (GO): homophilic cell-cell adhesion
Cellular component (GO): plasma membrane; catenin complex
Molecular function (GO): cadherin binding; calcium ion binding
Source: RefSeq, a predicted model, not a curated record
AUGACUCUAAGGCUUCCGGUGCGCUACAGCAUCACGGGCGGAAACCGCGACGGCCUCUUCACGAUCGACCAGCGCUCCGGCCGCAUCACGCUGGCGGCGCCGCUCGACUACGACCUGCACGCGAAGCACGAACUGGUAGUGAAUGCAGAGGCGAAGGGAAAGACCGUUCACUCCAUCGUGCAGGUGACGGUGGCAGAUGUGAACGACAACGCCCCUGAAUUCCUGGAAACGGAUCUGAUCGUCUCUGUUGUAGAGGAGGAAGACCAGGCCCUGCCCGCGGUCAUUGCCAAGCUGCUCAGCGAGGUGGCCCAUAAUAGUGUAAUCUAA